AUGCGCCUCUCCAUCACCGCCAUUUCUCUUCUCGCCGCCGUCGGCUCCGCUGCGCCGCUCGACAAGCGCCAGUCAAGCCAGCAGGGCGGCAGCAUUCUGGACGGUAUCACCAGCCUGUUCGGAAAUCUGGGCGGCCACACUCCCGGCAACGGCGGCAACUAUCCCACAAACUCGGGCGGCACAGGCGGCUUCUUGGCUGAUUUGCAGGUUCCCGCGGACCACAUCAAGUACACCAUUACCCCGUCUAGCGCCGAGGAGGCGAUUCCCGCUGCGCAAAACAGCCAGAUGAGAGAGGGACACCGCAUUGCGCACGUUGCCAUCUACAAGGGCCUUGGUGGCAACUAG
Molecule: messenger RNA, 345 nt
Organism: Akanthomyces muscarius
Lineage: Eukaryota; Fungi; Ascomycota; Sordariomycetes; Hypocreales; Cordycipitaceae
Exons: 2
Coding region: 1-345 (114 amino acids)
Source: RefSeq, a predicted model, not a curated record